Molecule: messenger RNA, 511 nt
Organism: Zymoseptoria tritici IPO323
Lineage: Eukaryota; Fungi; Ascomycota; Dothideomycetes; Mycosphaerellales; Mycosphaerellaceae
Exons: 1
Coding region: 126-314 (62 amino acids)
Source: RefSeq, a predicted model, not a curated record
CCUCCUACCGCCACCGCUCUCCACCUGAAGACCAUGGAAGCCGCUACGUCAGCUGCGAAACCUCCGACGAUUGCGAAUGCUGAUGCCGACGUUAACCACCAAAGCCGUGCCCUGCGACCUCCUUGAUGCACAUCUCCCGCCUACUUUUGAGAGAAGCAGCGUUGAGGCAGAAAUGUAGCUCAACCGCCCUCGACCGCAGACACGCGAUUAUCAGCCGGUCAGCUCCACGAGCGAGCGACUCACUGCGCCGACCAUUAUCCUCGUCCCGCCUCCGCCGCAGUACCCGAACCUUCUCGACCGCCUGUAGAGGCUGAAGGCAGAGUUCGCUAGAAUCGACCCACGCUAUCAGGCCAUCGAGUCGAACGCUACCAAGCGUGACGUUGCUGCGCUUUCCGAGCAGGUGCACACACUGAAAGAUGGCGGCGAAGAUGAAGCUGGACAAUCCGGGGAGGGUAUGAGACCACAUACGAGCGGACCAAAGAAGAGACAAGGCGCGGGGGAACACAUUGGC